AUGGUGAUGAAGGCCUUUGUCCUACUGGCUGUGUUUGCAGAAGCUUCUGCAAGAUCUUGCACUCCGAAUAAAGCAGAUGUCAUUCUUGUGUUUUGUUAUCCCAAAACCAUCAUCACCAAAAUCCCUGAGUGUCCCUAUGGCUGGGAAGUACAUCAGCUGGCGCUUGGUGGGCUAUGUUACAAUGGGGUCCAUGAAGGAGGUUACUAUCAAUUUGUGAUCCCAGAUUUGUCACCGAAAAACAAGUCCUAUUGUGGGACCCAGUCUGAGUACAAGCCCCCCAUCUACCACUUCUACAGCCACAUCGUUUCCAACGACAGCACAGUAAUCAUAAAGAACCAGCCCGUGAACUACUCUUUCUCCUGCACCUACCACUCCACCUACUUGGUGAACCAGGCUGCCUUUGACCAGAGAGUGGCCACUGUUCACGUGAAGAAUGGGAGCAUGGGCACAUUUGAAAGCCAAUUGUCUCUCAACUUCUACACUAAUGCCAAGUUCUCCACUAAGAAGGAAGCCCCCUUUGUUCUGGAGACAUCUGAAAUCGGUUCGGAUCUGUUUGCGGGAGUAGAAGCCAAAGGGUUGAGCAUUAGGUUUAAAGUGGUUUUGAAUAGCUGCUGGGCCACACCAUCGGCUGAUUUCAUGUACCCUUUGCAAUGGCAACUGAUUAAUAAGGGCUGCCCCACGGAUGAAACGGUCCUUGUACACGAGAAUGGGAAAGAUCACAGGGCCACCUUCCAGUUCAAUGCUUUCCGAUUCCAGAACAUCCCCAAACUCUCCAAGGUUUGGUUACACUGUGAGACAUUCAUCUGUGACAGUGAGAAGCUCUCCUGCCCAGUGACUUGUGACAAACGGAAGCGACUCCUCCGGGACCAGACAGGAGGCGUCCUGGUAGUGGAGCUCUCCCUCCGUAGCAGGGGAUUCCCCAGUCUCUAUAGCUUCUCAGAUGUCCUCUAUCACCUCAUCGUGAUGUUGGGGAUUUGUGCCGUGUUGUAG
Molecule: messenger RNA, 990 nt
Organism: Hyaena hyaena (striped hyena)
Lineage: Eukaryota; Metazoa; Chordata; Mammalia; Carnivora; Hyaenidae
Gene: TECTB
Product: tectorin beta
Exons: 10
Coding region: 1-990 (329 amino acids)
Cellular component (GO): cell surface
Source: RefSeq, a predicted model, not a curated record